GUUCCCGUUGUGUGCGAGGCCGAGUCCCAAACGGCCUCAGCGCCGCUGCCGCCGCCGGGGGCCGAGCCGGGGCUUCCCCGUUCUCUGCCGCCGCCCCAGAGGCCGAGCCGAGCUUCCCCCGCCGCCCCCAGAGCCGAGCCGAGCCCUUCCCGCUCCCCGGCACUCAGGGGGCCGUGCCGUGCCGUGCCUGCUCCGCUCCCCGUCCCGGGGGCCGCGCUGAGCCUCCCCCGGGCCCGCUCCGCAUCCCCGCUCGCUCCAGCCGGGCCCUUCCAGAGCCUCCCCGGGCCAGGCCCGCGGCCUCCCCGGCCCAGCCAUGUCGCUGCACGGGAAGCGGAAGGAGAUCUACAAAUAUGAGGCGCCCUGGACCGUGUACGCCAUGAACUGGAGCGUCCGGCCCGACAAGCGGUUCCGCCUGGCGCUGGGGAGCUUCGUAGAGGAGUACAACAACAAGGUGCAGCUUGUUGGUUUGGAUGAAGAGAGCUCAGAAUUCAUUUGUAGGAACACCUUUGAUCACCCCUACCCCACCACAAAGCUGAUGUGGAUCCCAGACACCAAGGGAGUUUACCCAGACCUGUUGGCCACCAGUGGUGACUACCUGCGAGUGUGGAGAGUGGGUGAAACCGAGACCCGGCUGGAGUGUUUGCUGAACAACAACAAGAACUCGGAUUUCUGUGCUCCACUGACAUCAUUUGACUGGAAUGAAGUGGAUCCUUACCUGUUAGGUACCUCUAGUAUCGACACAACCUGCACUAUUUGGGGUCUGGAGACAGGGCAGGUUCUGGGAAGAGUGAAUUUGGUGUCUGGCCACGUGAAGACCCAGCUCAUCGCACAUGACAAAGAGGUGUACGACAUCGCCUUCAGCCGCGCCGGCGGCGGCAGGGACAUGUUCGCCUCGGUGGGCGCCGACGGCUCGGUGAGGAUGUUCGACCUGCGUCACCUGGAGCACAGCACCAUCAUCUACGAGGACCCCCAGCACCACCCGCUGCUGCGGCUGUGCUGGAACAAGCAGGACCCCAAUUAUCUCGCCACCAUGGCCAUGGACGGCAUGGAGGUUGUGAUUCUGGAUGUCAGAGUUCCCUGCACCCCCGUUGCCAGGUUAAACAACCACAGAGCUUGUGUAAAUGGAAUUGCCUGGGCACCUCACUCUUCCUGCCACAUCUGUACAGCAGCUGAUGAUCACCAGGCUCUCAUCUGGGACAUCCAGCAGAUGCCUCGUGCCAUUGAGGACCCCAUCCUGGCCUACACAGCUGAGGGAGAGAUCAACAAUGUACAGUGGGCAUCCACCCAGCCAGACUGGAUAGCCAUCUGCUACAACAACUGCCUGGAGAUCCUCAGAGUCUAACUGUGCUGAGGCAGGGCUGUGUCAUUCCCCCUCCCCUCUCAAGUAAGAACACCACCAGUCAAGUGGCCAGUAUCUGUUGUUGCUUUGCAUCUACUGUUACAAGAAACUGUUAGAAGAAUCGAUGGCAGGAGUCUCCUGUCUCUCAAGACUCUAAAAUGCAGAGACAUGCUGAGCCUCUUGGACCUUCUGGGUUCUGGUUUUCUUGUGAAAUCCUUUUUUCCCUCAGUAAAAGUUCUGUAUAUUUGUUUGUUGACUGUAUUAAUAAGCUUGCAGGCUUUUAAGUUGCUGCAUAUGUCCAUGUGUUUGUCAGCCAGCUCUGAGGCAGCACAUCCACCAGUUUAACAGAUGCAGGUGCAAAGAACAAGGUGGGGGGGAAAAGACAAUGAUGUUAACGGCCACCUUGGCAGGAAUCUUUUAUCAUUCCUGUUGUUGCUGCCUCCAAACUGUUUAAACCUUUGUAUGUUUUUUAUAUAUUGGGCUAACUUUCUAUUGAGUAAGGUUUUUUCCUCCCUAAUUCUUACUUUUGAUAUGUGAUCCACUUCCAUAUGCCCAAAGCAGGUUUGUUCAUGGAUACAAACCACAGUAACCCUGCAGGCUCCCUGGCAGUGAAGGCCUGCCACAAUUAACUGUUGCCUUGGCUCCCUGUAUCUGGUGACCUGGGCAGAAUUUUCUGGUGCUGUGAGGUACUACAAGUACGAGUACUUGUUGCACAAUUUCUUUACGCUUUUCUGAUGCUCGAGGCAGUUGUUGCUAUGGUGGGGUCUCAUUUUUAAAUUCUAACUGAGCUUGUGUGUGUCCUGCAGUCGUGUUAGCAAACAGAGCGGUGGUAGGUCGAGAAAGGAGAUGCCGUGCAUGAUGUGAGCUCCCAGGAGGUAAGCAGCUCCUGAAAACAUGUAUUUGUAAUGGACUUGGGAUUGACACUUCCAAUCAAAUGGUUUCCCCUCGGAAGACUUACCUUACCUAAAUCAGAAUAAAAUGGUUUCACACUUUGGAGCUUGCUUGAUUGGCAAAUAAUACGAGCAGGAUUUUGUGGUUAGGCUCUACGUCAGAGAUUGUGUUUGGCCUGUGUUCCUGGGAGGUCAGACAAUCUUUUUGUGAAGUGUAUUUGCUUUGUCCUGCCGAGUCUUGCUGAACGAACAAGACAAGUCAGAAAAGCUGGACUGCUAUCCAAAAGAAAGCUGGUUUUUUUUGAAAGAAAUUCCUCCUUAAUGUGAUGCACAAAGGUGGAUUUAGAAGGAAAGAAACUGUGCCGUUGAGGUCAGGGUUUGGCAUUUGUCAUCCUCCUGAUUUUGGGGGGCCUCUGUUUGGAGUAGUGGAUCACUCUAUGAUAAUACUGUUCAAUGAAAGCUGAGUGGAUUAGGCAAGAUAAAAAUCUUUGUUGAAGUCUUACUGUAACACAGGUGCUGUGCUGAAGGCUGUGCAGUGCUCUGUGAUGAAGACAUGACAGCCAGAAGCUGGUCUGGAAGGGCGUGCAGCCCAGUUCCCAUGUGAACGUCAAACCAUCCGAAUUCUUUCCAGCUAAUGAGUAUUCACCUGCAGCUGGAGGUAGAUUAUAAAUAGAACACUGUCAAACUUGUAUCUUGUCAGCUUAUGCAGGAAAGGCAAGUUGGGAAAGCAAUUGCUGUGGAAGAGUGAAGCUGACACUGAGAACGCUGUCAAAUACAGAGCAGAAUCUGCAAAGUUUUGUCAUUUUGGACGUAGAAGAAAUACUCUUCUGCAGGCUGCUUCUCACCGUGGAGCUCAGAAAAGCAUUGCCUCAGGAAUUUGAUAGGAAUUCAUUAGGGACAGCUGUAUUCCAUCACUCCUUUUGAUAGCAGAGAACCGAGAGACUAACGCUGCUCAGGCUGAUGUUUUGUCACUGACACUCUGCGUUCAGUUGUGGGAUUUCUGACAAAGCUUGAUUUGACUUGAAGGUCAAUUUUUUCAUAUUAGCAGCAGUACUGAGAGUAGUGUGUGUUCCACAGACAGGCUUUAGCUAGUUGUCAGAGCAGUGUUAGCCAAACAAUUAGUUAUCAAAUUUUACAACAGCACUUUGUCUGAAACUGGAAAAAGCUUAGGUAGAAUGAAGUGAAAAUUGGGGUUUUCUUAGCAGGAGCAGCUAAUGGCAUUCACAGCUUUAGGAGUCACCUGAAAUCCAUUCACAGGCUUGUCAUGCUCUGUUUAAUUACAACUGGCAGGCAAAACGUGCUGUUACUAAGAGGGAACUACCUGCAAUCUGUGUCCCCUUUUUGCUUCCGAGUUAAUUCCUGUACAGAUGGCGUGAGUCAAAGAUGAAUGCUAGGAUGAUGAGAAGAGAGCUUGUAUAAAGGGACCCAUAGUCUGAAUAGCCAGGUAGAUUCUGAUUCUGUUGGAAGGUAAUCCUCUUAGGGGCCUGAAGAGGAUCCAGUGUCAGUUCUUCAUCUCUGAAACUGCUUCAAAUCUAUUUGUGGAAUUGUGUACUUACUCCAAAUGCAUCAAAGGCAAGUGAAGGAAUCUUGGAGGCUCCAGUGGGUUCUAAAUAAAGCCUAUAUCCUGUUUUUUUAGCCAGUUGGGAUACCUUCUGGAUCUACAGCAUAUUGCUUUGGGCAUAAUCCAUUGUCGUUCUUCACAUGAAAUUACAUUUUAAAUCACCAGAGACUGUUUUGGCACAGGGAAAUGAUACUUAAAAUAACUUCAAAGAUGUCACUUGAAAGGUUAAUGAGUAAAAAGACAUGAAAAUCCUCAUGGGUGAGAUGUUCUCUAGUGCAAAUGGCACUUCCAUGUAGACAAGGAAGGGAAAGACUUGGUGCCCUUUUGCCAGAAGCUGCUGCCCCAGUGACAGGGUAGAGAAUGCUCUGCUUGGUGGGCCAGGUUCAUCUGCAAGAUAAAACAAACCCUGACACUUGUCACUGGAGCCUGUGAAUUGAAAUAGUUUAUCACAUUCCUCCUGCUUGACAUUCAAUUUUGUGAGGUGUAAAGCCCCCAUAAGUGUUAUUUUUCCCCCAAAGUUCAUGAAAAGAAAUACUUUGAUAUUCAGUUUCUGCCAUUUGGUGCUUACAGCACAAGCAGAGGAUGCAGAAAAACUGCUUGCAAACACCUUGUGGUUUUUUUGAGUAGAAAAUAACAUUAGGGAAGAGCGAGCACGGGUGAGGUGAGCAAAGCAGAAAAGCAUGAGCUGUUGUUGGUACAGGCCAGCCUGAUUCUGGGACAGAAAUACUGAGUGAGUUCUGUGUCACUGCUCCAUUGAUUAAUCCAAGAGACUAAACUUGGUUUUCUGUUCCAUUUAAACCAAGCUUUCCACGGAUUCCUACUAUUGUGUGGGCAACCUGCUGACUCUCAGCCAGGAGAUGUUGACAGUGUAAAACUUGUUAGUGGGGUGAGAACCUGCACUUAACAAGUUGAAUGUCGAAUUAGCGUGUGUAGUGCCAACUCUGAGAAUUGUCUAAAUGAGGGGGGCUAUGGUAGCUAGCAUCUAUGGGUACUUGUGUGUGCAGGGAUUGAAAAGGCAAGGAUUUGAGUGCUUUGACAAUCUAGUUAGAAAGAAAACACAGUGGUUUCAAAUAAUACCAAAGGAGACUGCUAAAACCAGGUUGUUUCUUAUGGAACCUUGAAAUGUGUUUAACAGGGGGAGGCAUUGCCUCUCGUGAGUCAAAGUUAAUGAUCCUUUCAAAACUUAGUGGUAAUUACUCUGCUGAAUGUUCUGGAUAAUAGUGAAAAGCUCUGGUUUUGCCUCGUGGUGCAAUGAGAAGCUGCCUCAGUCUCAAGUGUAGAUCCCAGCCUGCCAGAGACCAGGGGAGGAGUCUGAUGUACGGAAUUCACUGAUGUUCUCGUGCUUGUCAGUGGAAAUGAGCUGAGCGUGUCAGCUUUGUUCUCUUGCAGAUGGCACUUUAACAAGUAUAUUUUUGGUAAGAUUAGGACCAGAGUCAUCUUUUCCUCAGCCCUCAUAGGGUAGGAGUUUGUCCGUGUUGUGUAGAAAAUGUUAAAUAGCGACCGUCACCAAAAUCCUAAGCUGGGGACGUAAUGGACCCUGACUUGUUUUUACUGAAAGCCAAAAAUCCGAGCACUUGACGAGGCUGUAAAUGUUAAACUGAAGCUUCAUGUUCCGAAACUGUCCUGUAAGGCCAGCCCAAGGGAUGCUGCGUGUUCCCCAGAAAGUCCUUUUUGUUUAGGAGCUCAGUGUCGUUUGGGAAUCCUGUUCUUUACCAUGGAAACGCGAUGCUGGCAGUGCCGGGUUGGUUGUGCCUGGAUUCUUUGCAUAACUUGAAUUUUGUGAGAGAAAAAACUGUAAAUUCACUCAGGCUGCAGCGUUGAACUGGCCAGCUUGUUAGUGGUGUUUUAACUCUUUCCAGGCACCACUUGUUAGUGGUGUUUUAUCUCUUUCCAGACACCACUUGUUAGUGGAAUUUUUAACUCUUUCCAGAAGGAAAGGGCAGCAGCACAGGCAAGCUCUGAGCUCAGCAGGCUGCACAGUUUCAGUCCCAUCCAAGCACUGAAGGGUUGAAUUUUCCCACUGCUCGUAGCAGAGUGGUUCCACCACCCCAAAUGCACGCUGUUAUCCUGUCAGGUCACACAGAUUCUCUCGAACACGUGUUUCCUGCUUUCUGCUCUCAGAUGAAUAUUCCAGAGCGAGCCACAUUACUGUGCUGUGGGCAUGGAAACCAUCAACUCUGUCCCGAUUUCUCUUGGUCUUUGCAGAGAAUCCAGGGAAUUAAUUGUAUGUGGCACUUAAAAGAGCACUUUGUGAUGCAGCUGUACUUCCCCUGCUCACCCAGGAAGAGUCAGAAAUGUUUCAUUCUCGAGGCUAUUGAGGAGAGUUUAGGGAUGACCCUGACUCAGUUUUCUGGAAGAGAUCUCCAGGACUUCCAAUCAGCACCUUUCACCAGCAGUAGAAAGAACAGUAAUUAAAAAUGCAGCUAAAUACCAGUCACUGGAGGCUCACCUGGUGAUUCAGGGCAGACACCUGAUGCAAAGGCACUUGUGAGAGUCGCUGCUGCCUGUUUCAGGUGACAAAUGUGUCUGCCAAGGACCUCAGUGGCCUUUUUGUGCAGCCUCUGAUACUCAGCGUCGAGCAAGAAUUUCCACAGUCAUAAAAAAUAAUUAAAAUUAUCUCAGUGGCUUCCAGCAAAUUUGUUUCUUUUCAGGAAACCUAACGAAGUUAAGGGAAAAAAAAAAACAAAACUAUUUCCUGACAAAAUAUUGUGGCCAUGUGCAACUGUAAAAUAGCUCCCAUCCCUUGGAGUUUGCUUUCCGUGUGCAACUCCAGCCCCCUCUCAGUGCUGAGGGAGAUUCCGUGGGAUCUUAGCAAGGCAAGAACCAGAGCAGGACUGAGUUCCAGUGCAGCUGGAAAAAGGUAUGUUGCCUUUUUUUUUUUUUUUUUUUUUUUUUGACAAAUUGGGAAAUAAGAAUGACGAAAUCUACUAUUUAAAAAGAACCUUUUUCUGACCCUCGGGUUGCUAGCGGUGUAAAAUGUAAUUUAAACCCGUUGCGCCAAAGCAUUUUUGUUACCAGUAGCCGAGUAGGAGAUGCUACUUUUAGGUGUUUUUCCCUUCCUGCUCUCCCCAUUCACAGUCCCCUUGUGGUAAUUUUCCUGAAGGUGUAAUCUUUGUAGCAUGAUUGUACAAACAUCCAUAUGAGAUUUCCCCACUUCUUGUUCUCAACUAGAGUAUGUUAAAAGCAAUAGGAGUUUGACUUCUGUCCUUUCCUCCACCUGCAACUUCGCUACUCUCCUGUCCUAGAGGAAUCCCAGUAUCCUGCUGUUCAACAGACGUGUAUCGUUGACAUGGAUAACUGCAGUGUCCCUAUAUUCCUUUAUUUUUAUGGAGAAAAUACAAAAGGGUUUGUUACAAUGGAUUUUAACACCUGAGUCACGGAACCGUAUUGUUGAAACUCUGUAAAUUUUAAGGCAAUUUUCUGAACUCGCUUGAAAAGUGGAAUGUCGCAUCCUUUUAUGCUGUUUUCCUGCUUCCUAUGUAGUUUUAUUCGGAUUUUUUAACCUUCUUUCUAAGUUUCGGCCUCCUGUGUAUUAGGUACGGUAUUUUCUGCCUUUCAUACUUUGUAAUAAAAACGGAACAUUUGUAGAUUGA
Molecule: messenger RNA, 7383 nt
Organism: Hirundo rustica (Barn swallow)
Lineage: Eukaryota; Metazoa; Chordata; Aves; Passeriformes; Hirundinidae
Gene: DCAF7
Product: DDB1 and CUL4 associated factor 7
Exons: 7
Coding region: 314-1342 (342 amino acids)
Cellular component (GO): nucleus
Molecular function (GO): protein binding
Source: RefSeq, a predicted model, not a curated record